GCGUUGUUUGCCUCAGCGUACAAAUAUGGCGGAUGAUGGAGAGUCGCUGGAGUCUUGGCUUAACAAAGCCACCAACCCCUCCAACAGACAUGAAGACUGGGAGUAUAUUAUGGGAUUCUGUGAUCAAAUCAAUAAGGAGCUAGAAGGUCCACAAAUAUCCAUCAGACUGUUGGCAUACAAGAUUCAGUCCCCUCAGGAAUGGGAGGCGAUGCAAGCGUUAACGGUUCUUGAAGCUUGUAUGAAGAACUGCGGGCGAAGGUUUCAUAACGAAGUUGGGAAAUUUAAGUUUUUAAAUGAAUUAAUUAAGGUGGUUUCACCCAAAUAUCUAGGAGACAAAGUUUCAGAAAAGGUGAAGAAAAAAGUGAUAGAGUUGCUGUACAGCUGGACGGUGUCUCUGCCUGAUGAAGCAAAGAUCUGUGAAGCUUAUCAGAUGCUGAAGUCACAGGGUAUUGUUUUAGCUGACCCAGAAAUAUCUCUUGAUGCCACAUUAAUACCAUCACCCUCUCCCCGACCCAAAAAUCCUGUAUUUGAUGACGAGAAGAAGAGCAAGAGAUUAUCAGAGCUGCUGAAGAGUAAAAAACCCGAAGAUUUACAAGAGGCCAAUCGGCUCAUCAAGAACAUGGUCAAGGAGGAUGAGGUGAGGAGACAGAAAGCAACAAAACAAAAAAGCACAUUGGAGGCAGCCAACAACAGCGUCAAACUCCUUAAUGAGAUGCUCGCUCACUUCAGCCCAGACGAUUCAACAGACGGAGACAAGGAGCUUAUUAGGGAGUUGUAUGGUGAUUGUGACAAACUGAGGCAAACAGUAUAUCAGCUGGCUACCGAGAGCGAGGAUAAUGACACCAGCUUGGGAGACCUCUUGCAGGCCAGUGAUGACCUCUCCCAUGUCAUUAAUUCCUACAAGAAGAUUGUAGAAGGGCACACCAUCAACGGAGAGACUGAUGAAGCACAACAAACACAAACAUCAGUAACACAAGGCACUGGACGCACAAACCAGUCAGAGAUUCUGAUCGAUCUGGUGGGUCUGGACAUCCAGACCCCCUCUCCACCUGAACAGCCACCUCCAGCAUCUUCUCUGUCGUUUCCUGCCGACCUGCUGUGUGGAUCAGCCGUCACUGACCCUCAGGCCCAAAGUGUUAGCACACCGUCUGCAGCGCUCUCACUGCUGGAUGAAGAGCUGCUGUCUUUAGGCCUCAAUGAACCUGCUCCUGCUGGUAAUACAUCAACACAACAAAACCUGAGCGAUCAUUUGCCAUCUUUACAGGAUGCAACUAAAGAUUUGGGGUUUUUGGACACCGCUUUGCCCACAGUUCCUGCGUUCUCCACACCUCCACUCUUCCUAGACGCCCUCUCUUCAACAGUAGCCUCAGUCAGUCCUACCAAAACUUCUACAACUGCCUCUGCCUUAAGCUUUCCUGGACCUGUCUUUUCCACACCUCCAGUUUCUGCAGCACCUCCGUCAACAGUCAUGUUCCCACAACCUCUCAGUGCAGCGCUGACCACCGUGGCUCCAGCCGCACUUCCUCAGCCUUUCAGCAUGACCUCGGCCGCUCCCUCAACCAACCCUGUAGCUCCACAACAGUUCACGUCUUCACCGGGAGUCUUCCACUCGCCGUCCGCUUCUCUCAGUCACCAACACCAAGACCUCACCCUGCUGGAUCUUGGCGGUUCAAAUAAGUCUGCUCUCACCUCCACCACGUCCACCUCACUGAUUGCAGGAGGCAUGCAGGGAUGGUCGACUCCUCCGCCUACCAAGAGUCAGGCAGACGACAGCCCUCUUUUGCGCUCUCUGUCCCCCAUCCUCCCACUGAGCCAGGCCAGUCCAGGCGGGAGACAGCAGGUCUCCCUGGCCGAUGUGUUUGUCCCUUUGGAUGCCAUCAAGCCAAGUAAAGUGUGUCCUGUGACAGCAUACGAUAAAAAUGGCGUUCGUCUCCUGCUGCACUUUGCUACCGACUGUCCACCCGGCAGACCCGAUGUGUUGGUGAUGGUGGCGUCCAUGCUGAACACAGCACCACAGCCUGUCAGCAGCAUUGUUCUGCAGGUUGCUGUGCCCAGGACGAUGAAAGUGAGACUGCAGCCCCCCUCAGGGACAGAGCUGGCUUCUUUUAACCCAAUACUUCCCCCUGCUGCCAUCACUCAGGUUAUGCUGCUCGCCAAUCCUCUCAAGGAAAAGGUCCGAAUGAGAUACAAGCUGACGUUCACGCUGGGAGAGCAGCCGCUCGCCGAAGUGGGGGAGGUGAACGAGUUUCCGCCCGCUGAUAAAUGGGGAGCUCUAUAGCCCCGCUUCCCCCCCCGUUAGGAUGGCCAGACGUUACGAGACUUCUUUAACAACUAAAGCGCAAAAAGGUCAACAGAAAGGGCAGAAUGGGAAGGCUUUUAAGGAAAGGUUGAAUAUAUUAUAAACUUUAAUGAACCCUGAGGAGCUUUAGACAGCCCACUGAUGUAGCCAAAGUCCUGUAGCGAACAUCCAGCAUUAACUUUUUCUACAGUGCCAGAUGUAGUCAGUCAGUCAGUGAGAUGCAGUAACGACGGAUGUGAACCAGUGGAACGUGGACGAUGGUUGUUUUGGUAAAAUUGCUAAGUUAUUUUUGAAUUUCUUGCCGUUAUUAUUAUUACUAUUAUACAAUUUUGUUUGCAUUUUAAUGUUGGUAUUCUGUCUCUCAGUCAUGACAGUACAGAUUGGAGAACACUUGCACUUCUGGAUGCCGGGCAGUCUUAAAUAGAACAACAAAAAAACACACACGUUAGAAGGAGAUUGUGAAGCCGUGGUCAUUUGAACAUGUGACCGCAACCUUAAUUUCACAUGAUUUGCAGCUGACUGUGUAUAUUAAAGACAUUUUACGCUGAAGACAUCAGGCCAGAGCAGACAAGAGCCCCUCUGUUGCUAAAUAGAAGGAACUCUCAGACUGGCUCAUUAAGAAUCAGUUACGUUCAGCUGGCCUCUUCCAAAAUAACAGGCCCACGGUUACUACUGAAGACUUUAUUCUGGGGUUGUUGUUGUUUUUUUUAUCUACUCAAGUUAUAUUUUUAGUGUUUCUGUAUUUAUAUUCAUGAAUGUAUUAUUUAUUUUGAUUUGGGGGGGAUAAAGGUAUCCGAUGUGUUCACUGUUACUGUACGGUGUUGCAGUCGACAUGGUGCAUGCUCUUCUCAUGAUAAGUAUUGCAGCGAGGGACGCACAAGUCAAUAGUUGUCUAUCUAGUAGGAGUAUUUAAUGUUAACAAGUAUUCAGACAGACACGUUAGAAUAUGUUAUUUAGCAACCCAGGGGUGGAUUCUGGAUCAAUUCCACGUCUUGUUAUCAGGCUGUGAUCUCUGGACAGCAUCUUAAUCAAGAACUUUGUGCUUAUUAAAACACUAGACUUCUACCAGAGACAUUGACCCCUUUUACUUGGCAGAUCAAGUAUAUAUACAUAUAUAUAUUAAAUGGAUGUGGAUACCUGCAGACAAUAAACCUGUGGACACAAGAAGAUAAGAUUAAACUGCAUUGAUCCCUCACUGGGAAACGUACAAAGGCAUUUUGUUAGAAAUUGAUUAAAUGCCAUGUGCUGUUUGACCUGCUGUUAGAUGAACCAAGUUAAAGGGGUUGAUCAUUCUCUCUGGAUCAAGUGUAAAUGUUCUGCUUUUGUGGGAGUUUCCUCUUUCAAACUAGGAAAAUACUUCUAUGUGUAAGCCUUGACUAAACACAGUACAUCAGUGUUGUUCAUUCAGAGCAUUAGGCUUCCCAUGUGUUCAUCCAAAACUGUGACAUCUUCAUUUCUGUCUUUCUAGGGCUAUUUAGUGCUAUAGAGGAGAUUCUCGACAUGUUUCUUAUGAAAUUAUUUAUUUGUCUUAGAUUGUUAAAUUAACUUGUCAUUGCAUAUUUUUUGAAAAGCUAUUUCUGUGCAUGGAAAAAUAAAGGAGCUGGAUCUAUUUGUAUGACA
Molecule: messenger RNA, 3919 nt
Organism: Stegastes partitus (bicolor damselfish)
Lineage: Eukaryota; Metazoa; Chordata; Actinopteri; Pomacentridae
Gene: gga3a
Product: golgi associated, gamma adaptin ear containing, ARF binding protein 3a
Exons: 17
Coding region: 26-2278 (750 amino acids)
Biological process (GO): protein localization to cell surface; intracellular protein transport; Golgi to plasma membrane transport
Cellular component (GO): trans-Golgi network
Molecular function (GO): ubiquitin binding; small GTPase binding; phosphatidylinositol binding
Source: RefSeq, a predicted model, not a curated record